Molecule: messenger RNA, 469 nt
Organism: Phalaenopsis equestris
Lineage: Eukaryota; Viridiplantae; Streptophyta; Magnoliopsida; Asparagales; Orchidaceae
Product: receptor homology region, transmembrane domain- and RING domain-containing protein 1-like
Exons: 1
Source: RefSeq, a predicted model, not a curated record
UGAUUGGAAAUCCAUCGGGCAUCCACAUACAUGCAACAUUUGUUUCGAAGAUGGCAGGCGAGACCUUACAGAAGUAUGCUGAAGGCGAAGGAGAAUGCUGCAUAGGCCCUCCGAUUGAGGAAAAUGCAGGAACAGUGCUUGUGAUUUCUUUCGUUUCUGUUGUCAUUAUAAUAUCAGCUAUUGCCGCAUUUCUAUUUGCUCGAAACUGUUGGAUUCUUCGGAAUGGUGGCCGUCGAAAACCUCCUCGUAUGGACAGGGAGGAAGUAGAAAUACUUACAUGUUUCAUAUUUAAAAGGGCUUAUUUGACCACCAAACAUAUUACUGAAACUUGCGCUAUCUGUCUUGAAGAUUAUCAGGAUGGAGAGAGACUCCGCCUUCUUCCCUGUCUACAUGGUAUGCACUCAUUCCGCUCAAGUCCGUUUCAUGAUAUUCUUCGUCAUUGUUAUGAAUAAAUAUGUUUUGAAUGCUA